Molecule: messenger RNA, 2732 nt
Organism: Rhagoletis zephyria (snowberry fruit fly)
Lineage: Eukaryota; Metazoa; Arthropoda; Insecta; Diptera; Tephritidae
Source: RefSeq, a predicted model, not a curated record
GAAUCAGCGAAUACCAGUCAAUUGAGGGUGACUCUGUCAGCUUGCCUUGCAACAUCAGUGCUGGCGAAUGGAACGAAGCACACAUAUCACUGGUGGUGUGGUACCGGUCGGGCAACCAGGGCAACCCCAUAUACUCCAUCGAUGCUCGCAACUCGCUCACUUCUUCUCGCCACCAAGUCAUCGCCGAGCUGAACGGCAGAGCGCGAAUGGACUUUAGCAGCAGGCCGCCAGUGCUGCAGAUGGACUCGGUGAAGGCAGAGGAUGGUGGCGAUUACCGCUGUCGUGUUGAUUACCGAAAAAAUCGAACACAACAAUUUCUCAUCCAUCUCAACGUCUCUGGUUCCCCGCCACCAGUGGUGAUAUGGCGAUCCAAUGAUGGUCGAAUCAUUGACGAGACGUACGAGAGUCUGGGCGCAGGCACAAAUGUUACACGAAACGGCCUUACACUGCCGCGCAUUGAGCGAAGUCACCUUCUGCAGGAGAUUACUUGCGAAGCAUUCCCACCACUGGUCGCCAGUGGACCCUCAUCGCCUUCCUCGACGCCUUUGGUGCUCUCCUCGCCGAGACACUCUUCCCUUUCCUUCAUACGUCGCUCCUCAGUCGUCCUCGACCUCAACCUGAAACCGCUGGUCGUUCAAGUUCAAGUGCCCAACUCAGCUUCAUCAAACAAUUCUACUGCCUCUCGUUCUCAUUACACAAGCUCGCAGGAGUCUGAAGGCGCUGUUUCACCAAAUGAUGCAACCAAUUUGACCGUCUCCGUUCUAAGCUACACGGCCGCUCCUGAAGACGACGGCGUGCGGCUGACCUGUCGGGCAGACAAUCUUCAGCUGAGCAACGAAGAGCUAGAAGACUCGGUAACCAUUUCCGUCCGAUGGGCGAAAAUUCCUGAAACAAUGCGUGAAGGCUCUGACGUUUACUUUGAGUGCCUGGUGCAUGCUAAUCCACCGCUAACAGAAGUCGUGUGGCUCUUUGAAGGCCGUCCAUUGGUGAACAAUCCACUUGCUGGAAUACUGGUCACCAAUCUCUCUCUGGUGAUGCAGUCCAUUCGACGUGAACACCGAGGGCACUACCAGUGCAUAGCAUCCAACUUGGAGGGUGUUUCAGCGUCCAACAAAGUCUUCCUCAACGUCCUCUUUGCACCCGUUUGCAGGCCAGGACAGACAAUCAUCUACGGGGUGGCUCGCACCGAGCAGGUGCUCAUUCCCUGUGAAGUAGAAGCCGAACCAGUGACGCCAAUCAACUUUCGCUGGUUCUUCAACAACUCACUGGAAAGUUACGAACUACAGAAGAGUGACUUUACAGUGGAGCUGCUCAAAACUCCGCCGUCAGGCUUAGCCUCUGAACACGGCAAAACACUGUACUCAAGCUCAACACUACUUAGUCAGCUGUCGCUGGAGAGCGUCCUCAGCGGCCUAGUGGGCAACGCUUUAAACGGUCCCAGCGUGGCUCGAAGCAAUGCCACUUACUCGCCUCGAAGUCGUCUUGGCUAUGGAACGCUCUUCUGUCUGGCGGAGAACUCCAUUGGCGUACAACGCGACCCUUGCGCAUUCAACAUCGUCGAAGCCGGCCCGCCAAAUUCAGUUCACGACUGUCUCAUAGUCAACGUGACGAUGACAUCUUUUGUGCUCAAAUGCAUUCCUGGAGAAAACGGUGGUUUAAGGCAAAUAUUCCAUCUUGAGGUGUACAACAUUGAGAAAGAACAUCUUCAAGUAAACGUUACCUCGCUUGAAGCACCCAUCUUUACAGUGGAAAAUUUGCCUCACAACACUGCUUUUACUUUAAAUGCAUUCAGCUCCAAUGCCAAAGGACGUAGUGAUUCGGUCACUCUUCGGACGGCGACCACUGCUCAUGCCGAGAAGCAUACCACCAACGGAAAAAAUACUUCCGUUUCAAAUGGAGGUAGCAAUGGAGGUGGUGGUAGUGGCAACACUGCCAACACUGCAACAGACUCCACUGAAGCACUUAAAGAGAGCUACAGUGUGGCUCACUCCUCGACGAUGCACUCAAUUGAUGAGUACAUUCUCCGAUCUCAGUACCCGGCCGGACAGGCGGCACUGAACAGUCAGACUUAUUAUCGCUUUCAGCCGCACUCUGGCACUUUGCCACUGCUGCAGCACUCACAUGGUCUGCUCAGCAGCGCCAGCCACAGCAACACCUCUGACAUGGCACUCACCGAGAUGUCCCUAGUGAAUGGCGGUGGUGGUGGCGGCGGUGGUGGCGGCCAGAUGGAGACGAGCAGCUACUACUCGGCAAGCAAUCCCACCUAUCCACCAGAUCCGAGUGCUAUACUGCACCACGCACAGCAGACACCAAGUGACCUUAUGACGAAUGCGUUCACCUACAACGUCAACAGCUCAACUGCCUCGGCAGGCCUCUACCCCAUCUCCACUGGUCUGGUUGCAAUAGCCAACAGCAAUGCCAAUCAACACCAGCAUCAACAUCAACAUCAGCACCAACAUCAGCAUCAGCGGACUUACACUGAGAUUGGCCAGUGCGGCCCCGUGAAUGGUGGCAACCCUGGCUCCGACCUGCCACACCACGUGACGACGCUGGGCCCCAUGCUCGGCUGCCUGGACAGUCUCUCCUCGUCGACAUCAGACAAAACGGCCGAAGAGGACGAUGAGUGGCACCUGCCGAAGCACCACACCAUGAUGCUCACUCGAAAUGGCCCACUACCUCAGCACACGCAGUCAUCCCAGCAGCCGUACUUGACCUAUGUACGCUCUAAUGAG